UUUCCGGACUGCGGGGCUUGCGCUCCGGGACAAGGCGGGCGGGCGCUGGCGGCUGCCGCAGCCUGCGUGGGUGGACGGGGGCUCAACUCGGGCCAGCAGGCGACGGCCACCGGCAGGAUGGACCUGGAAGCCUCCCUGCUGCCCACCGGCCCUAAUGCCAGCAACACGUCGGCCGAGAACCGCACCUCGGGCGGGUCGCCUCCCCGCACAGGGAGUGUCUCCUACAUCAACAUCAUCAUGCCUUCAGUGUUCGGUACCAUCUGCCUCCUGGGCAUCAUUGGGAACUCCACGGUCAUCUUCGCCGUGGUGAAGAAGUCCAAGCUCCACUGGUGCAGCAACGUCCCGGACAUUUUCAUCAUCAACCUCUCGGUGGUGGACCUCCUCUUCCUCCUGGGCAUGCCCUUCAUGAUCCACCAGCUCAUGGGCAAUGGCGUCUGGCACUUUGGAGAGACCAUGUGCACUCUCAUCACCGCCAUGGACGCCAACAGCCAGUUCACCAGCACCUACAUCCUGACUGCCAUGGCCAUCGACCGCUACCUGGCCACUGUCCACCCCAUAUCCUCCACUAAGUUCCGGAAGCCUUCCGUGGCCACUCUGGUGAUCGGCCUCCUGUGGGCCCUCUCCUUCAUCAGCAUCACCCCUGUGUGGCUCUACGCCAGGCUCAUCCCCUUCCCGGGGGGCACGGUGGGAUGUGGCAUCCGCCUCCCCAACCCGGACACUGACCUCUACUGGUUCACCCUGUACCAGUUCUUCCUGGCCUUUGCCCUGCCCUUUGUGGUCAUCACGGCCGCAUACGUGAGGAUUCUGCAGCGCAUGACGUCCUCGGUGGCCCCUGCCUCUCAACGCAGCAUCCGGCUGCGGACGAAGAGGGUGACCCGCACGGCCAUCGCCAUCUGCCUGGUCUUCUUUGUGUGCUGGGCGCCCUACUAUGUGCUGCAGCUGACCCAGCUGUCCAUCAGCCGCCCGACCCUCACCUUUGUCUACCUGUACAAUGCGGCCAUCAGCUUGGGCUACGCCAACAGCUGCCUCAACCCCUUUGUGUACAUCGUGCUCUGUGAGACCUUCCGCAAACGUCUGGUCCUGUCGGUGAAGCCUGCAGCCCAGGGGCAGGUUCGCGCCGUCAGCAAUGCUCAGACAGCUGAGGAGGAGAGGACAGAAAGCAAAGGCACCUGACACUUCCCCUGCCACCCUGGGUCCCUCCGAUUCGGGAUACCACGGCAAACCAUGGGGAGAGGGGGCGAGAAAAACCCGACAGCUCUGGGAGGCGGCAGGGAGACUGGGUGAUGAAGGGUUGUUGCAUUCCUAAAUACAUUCCACAGGCCCCACCACUUGCUGGGGAGGUGAGGAGCCAGGUUUGGGGGCUUCGGACGUCAGAAAUCCCCUAGAGGGAGCAGGAUGCAACCAUUGGACGGAAUGGAAACUGAGCAAAGGAGAAAAUGUUGGUUUGAAUGUUCAGCUGAGCCCUUUAUCUAUUGUCUUUAUCCCAAACAGCUAUUGGAAGACUCCUGUCUGGGUUUAUUUUAAAUUAGCCAGGGUAGGGUGUAAGCUACAGGGGCCGUAUUGCACAGGCCUGGGGGAGAUGGGCAAGGUGGUGUCCUGACUGCUCUUUCCCAUCUCUCUUCGGUUAGACGGAAGGCAGCCUUUCUCCCAAGCUGGUGGAUGAUGAAAAAUGAAGCAUGCCAUCUCUCUGUGUUCCAGCAUCCUGCACCGAUUUCCCAAUUUACUAGAGAGCCGUUUACUGAGAAUGA
Molecule: messenger RNA, 1748 nt
Organism: Choloepus didactylus (southern two-toed sloth)
Lineage: Eukaryota; Metazoa; Chordata; Mammalia; Pilosa; Megalonychidae
Gene: MCHR1
Product: melanin concentrating hormone receptor 1
Exons: 2
Coding region: 118-1173 (351 amino acids)
Biological process (GO): neuropeptide signaling pathway
Cellular component (GO): membrane; neuron projection
Molecular function (GO): neuropeptide binding; melanin-concentrating hormone receptor activity
Source: RefSeq, a predicted model, not a curated record